AUGUCUUCAACAAAUCCGCCACCAUCACAGGCACCAAAUCAAACUGCUCCAAACCAACCCUUGGUUAUGAGGUUGAAGAGCUUGGUGCUUACUGCUCAGUUCCUCUGGUUUGCCGGGCAUCUGACUACUGUGGUGCAAGCAUUGUCAUAUCUGGUCGUGUAUCGAUUAUCAGCUGAAGGAGCCAGAAGCUACUCUCGAGCUUAUAUGGGAACAUUGCUGAGUUAUGGAAUCAUUCUGUACAAGGCUCAUGGUAUUCCUCAAAUAAGUCGAGCAUAUAUGCAACGAAUCCUGCUGGAUGAAAACACUCAGUAUCUACUAUUGGCUCUGAUUUGGCUCACCUCUUCUCCAAUCUCGGUUACACUGAUCCCAUAUACAACCUUCUCAGUCUUCCACUCCAUCACAUUCAUAAGAACAGACGUCCUCCCAGCCAUCGUUCCACCAACAUCAGCUCAAGUCUCACUCUCUAGACGCCUCCAACAAUCCCUCCUUCAAUUCGUACAGCGCUACCAAGCAUCGGCUCUGCGCAUGGUAGCAUACGCAGAAGUGUACGUCACGCUUCCCGUGCUAGUAUUGUCAGUAUUUACCGGAAGAGCUUCCAUCUUGAGCCCCUUCCUAUAUGCAAACUUUUUAAGAUUCAGGUACAUCUUCAGCCCGACCACGAAACAAGCAUUCAAUGACUUAAGGAUUCGGUUGGAUGGGAUGAUUGAGCAGAAUGCAAGUACUCCUACAUGGGCUAAAGCCAUGUAUGUGAAGGCACGAGAUUAUCUUAUUCAGUAUGCUAGUGUGGAUGUAGGGGCUGGUGGUGCUGCUGGUGGCGGUGCUGCUCGUUGA
Messenger RNA from Synchytrium microbalum, 831 nucleotides. RefSeq lists its product as uncharacterized. Lineage: Eukaryota; Fungi; Chytridiomycota; Chytridiomycetes; Synchytriales; Synchytriaceae. The record is from RefSeq and is a predicted model, not a curated record. The transcript is spliced from 6 exons. Gene Ontology annotation, cellular component: endoplasmic reticulum; membrane. Bases 1 to 831 code for a protein of 276 amino acids. Gene Ontology annotation, biological process: membrane organization; endoplasmic reticulum tubular network organization.